AUGACCGACUUGGUGCCGGUCUACUACGCAUUUGCAGGAGUUGUAGCCGCCCUGCUAUUCUAUAAGUGGCAGUCCGACCCAUUGCGCGCAAUACCGACAAUUGGACCCUCUGCGCCUCUGUUGUCAUAUCUGGGCGCAAUUAGGUUUUUCAAAGAUGCAUCAGGCGUGCUUCAAGAGGGCUAUGACAAGUACAAUGUCUUCAAGGUUGCGAUGAUAGAUAGGUGGGCGGUCGUCGUGAGCGGGGCCAAAAUGAAUGAAGAGCUCCGAAGCAUUCCGGAUGAUCAAAUGUCAUUUAUGGAUGCUGCCGACGAGCUCGUUCAAACGAAGUACACCAUCGCGCCUGACGUGCUAAUACAUCCGAUACACAUCACUGUCAUAAAAGAACAACUCACCCGAAACCUGGCACCUCUCUUCCAUGAGGUUGUGAAGGAGGUGGAGGCUGCCAUGCAAGAAUUGAUACCAGCAAAGGGGGAUGACUGGAUCGAAGUCGACGGAUACUCGACUGUGACCCAGAUAAUAACACGAGCAAGCAGUCGUGUGUUUGUCGGCUUUCCCCUCUGUCAGAAUGCAGAGUAUCUGAGGAUCGCCACAACAUACUCCGCGGAGGUCAUGAAAGGAGCCAUGAUCAUGAGCGUCCUGCCAGAUUUCCUCAAACACAUCGUAGGUCCUUUACUGCCUUGGUCUCGAAGAGCUCUACGUCGUGCGGCUCCAUUCUUACUUCCUAUAAUCACGGAACGGCGGCGAUUGCUCAAGGAGUACGGCAGAGAUUGGGAGGAUAAACCUAACGAUUUAUUGAUGUGGAUUAUAGAGGAAGCUCGGCGUGUCGGAAGAGAGGACUCCACAGAUCUCAUGGUACAGGGCAUCAUGGCUUCUAAUUUCACCGCCAUACACACAUCCUCUCUGACCUUCACGCACGCCUUGUAUCAUCUUGCUGCGAAUCCGGAGUAUAUCCAAUCUCUCCGUGAGGAAAUCGAGGAAGUAAUUCGGACAGAUGGCUGGACAAAGGUAUCAAUGGGGAGUAUGUGGAAGUUGGACAGCUUCCUGAAGGAAUCGCACAGGGUGAACGGGAUUAGCGGAAUCUCCGUUAUGCGUUUAGCAUUGAAGGACGUCACUUUCUCGGAUGGAACAUUCAUUCCAGCAGGCACCUUUGUCGCGGCCGCAGCCACAUCCACGCACCAUGAUGAAGAGAACUACAGCGACGCGACCGUAUUCAAGCCAUUCCGCUUUUCGGACAUGCGCGCGUCAGAGUCCGAAAAAAAUAAACACCACUAUGUCAGCACCUCGGCGGAAUACAUUGGCUUUGGCCACGGCAAGCACGCUUGUCCUGGACGUUUCUUCGCCGCGAACGAGCUCAAGAUCAUGCUGGCAUCCAUUGUUCUCAACUAUGACGUAAAGUUUGAAGACGAAGGCAAGCGUCCUGCGAACGUGUGGUUCGCGACGACAGUUCUUCCCGCUCCAGGAGCGAAGGUUAUGUUCAGAAAACGUCAGACUUAG
This is a messenger RNA of Postia placenta MAD-698-R-SB12, 1494 nucleotides long. RefSeq lists its product as hypothetical. The transcript has 11 exons. NCBI's taxonomy places the organism in Eukaryota, Fungi, Basidiomycota, Agaricomycetes, Polyporales, Adustoporiaceae. The record is from RefSeq and is a predicted model, not a curated record. Bases 1 to 1494 code for a protein of 497 amino acids. Gene Ontology annotation, molecular function: heme binding; monooxygenase activity; iron ion binding.